Messenger RNA from Ruditapes philippinarum (Manila clam), 1065 nucleotides. RefSeq lists its product as uncharacterized. The transcript is spliced from 5 exons. The record is from RefSeq and is a predicted model, not a curated record. NCBI's taxonomy places the organism in Eukaryota, Metazoa, Mollusca, Bivalvia, Venerida, Veneridae. The coding region runs from base 22 to 1065 and encodes 347 amino acids.
CGAGAUGUUCCGAAUGCGAAAAUGGCGGCAGAUAUCUUGCGUCAAUAUUUUCUUGAAUAUGAACAUGAUCAUAAAGACUGCACUGUUAACAUGGAAGCAGCAUGUCCGAUUAUUAUUGACUUCUGUGAUGCCUCUGCACAUUCAAAGAGAUUUUCGGAGGCAACAGUUGACUUCACCAUCGGCAAAGGGCUUCCACUUGCGUACUUUUUUCAAGCUGGACAGAAAGAACUUGUGUCAUAUUUCUUAGAAAAAAAGGAGCAUAAAAGUGAUGCAAUAGAAAACUUGAAGGAAUUCAUUGCAAAUGAAAAUCACACCAAGUGUCUUCUUUCCUUGCAUCAAUUUAGUCAGGAAUACAGUCAGUGUCAUAUUGAAGUAAUACUAGCCGCACAUUUAUUUGGACCUCUGGCAGGUAGAAGCCGUUUCAAGAUUGGAUCAAAAUAUGGAAAGGCAAAAAGAUGUCCUAUAUGUUACCUAGAUGUCCGUGCUGCUGUAGAUAAUACAUCGCUUGGGAAUGGCAGUGUAUGGCAUGGUGAUGCAGAUAUUCUUGUAAAAAGAAGUGUCAUCAAAAUAAGUUGUGAUGAUGAUUUAGAUAAUGGAAGUGGUGAACCAGAGAAAAAGCGAAUAAAAAUUGGGAGCAUAGGAGAUGAUGACAAUUCAACUUCAGAUGAAAGUUUUGACUCUACCAUUGAAGUUAAAAGGGAUGUAAUUAGUACUCGCGCAAUGUCACAAGGAUUGGCUCAAACAAUUGUCAAUGCAUUUUGUGAAGUGAAAAAGAGUCCUAGUUUAUGCAAUACUUUCAAUUCAUCAUUUAUUACCAAUGAGUCGGAACAAUAUUUGGAACUCAAAGAGUCCAAGUUUAAAGAACAUGCUCGUCAUAAGUUGUCAGUAUACAAAGAAAGUUGUACCAAACCUUUUACACCAAAUGAAGUCGAAAAGGAUGUUGAUUUCGAGAUAGGUUUUAGAGGUUUUUGUGCUCCUAAUUUUUCUUAUAACGAAAUCAGGCAGAAGUUCAGACACAGAUUGUCUUGGGCUCAAAAACUAGGUCAACAGCCUGUUGGUGCCUAA